AUGACCAUCUCAAGCCCGCUUCUCCCGCCGUUACCGGCCCGCUCGUCCUCGAGCAAAUCAUUCUUCGCCCCCUCUCCCCUCGAACAUACCUUCCACCCCCACUCGCCCUUGAGCCUGGCGGCGCGGGUGACUAUGCAGAGUGCGGGCGUGGGGCUGCUGGUUAGCGCUGUGCAGAAUGCUUUGGAGCGCCACGACAAGGGCGCUAUGGGUAUCGUCACCAGGACAGGAGGGACGAUCGGCUUCUUCACGGCCAUGGGGUUCACGUUCGCAUUUACAGAAGCACAGGUUGCAAACUGGCGAGAGUCGGAUGACGCACUGAACGGAGCUGCCGGAGGAUGCGCUGCGGGCUUCAUUGCGGGUGUUCGAGCCAAGUCGCUACCAAUGGCCUUUGGAGCUUGCGCCGCUAUGGGCACGAUGAUCGGUACCUUCUCUUACGCCGGUAACUCUUUGACAGGUACCGACCGUCAAUCGGUGCCCCGACCCGAGCGAGAGGAGCGGAGACGGGCGUUCUUCAAGCCCCGCAAGGCCGCAGAGGAGGCUGUAGCCGCUUAG
Molecule: messenger RNA, 552 nt
Organism: Dioszegia hungarica
Lineage: Eukaryota; Fungi; Basidiomycota; Tremellomycetes; Tremellales; Bulleribasidiaceae
Exons: 6
Coding region: 1-552 (183 amino acids)
Biological process (GO): mitochondrial respiratory chain complex I assembly
Source: RefSeq, a predicted model, not a curated record